This is a messenger RNA of Lynx canadensis (Canada lynx), 2486 nucleotides long. It is a transcript of the gene CA2H3orf18, whose product is annotated as chromosome A2 C3orf18 homolog. The record is from RefSeq and is a predicted model, not a curated record. The transcript has 5 exons. Lineage: Eukaryota; Metazoa; Chordata; Mammalia; Carnivora; Felidae. The coding region runs from base 1662 to 2150 and encodes 162 amino acids.
CGGGAGCCAAGAGCGCGGAGCGGGCAGAGAGGCGAGGCACUGGAGCCUGGGGGACCCUUGGGGCUACUCGCCUCGGCCCCACCCCCGCGGUGGGUCCAGGCCCCGCUUGUCCCGGCCCAAGCCGACUGAGCCGGCACUCACGGCUGCCGGCGGUGCGCUGUAGCUGGCCCCGCCCCGGCUCGGAGAGCACUGGGAGGGCGGACCUGGGGUCGGACCCGCAGUCCCCGGCCCUGGCCUCCUGCCGAUCGCCAUCACCCCUAGCCUCUCCGGCUGAGCUCGGCGUCCCAGAGAGGAUUAAGUAAGUGCUGAGGUCGCAGCUUCUGUGCAAGAAUGGAGAAAUCACAGAGUCGCAGAGCGGGGAUGGGGAUUGGAGCAGGGAGGACUGAAGAACCUGGUAGAGAACGGUAUGCGGGUUCUCGGAGGUCGCGGUGCCAACCCAUUUCACCCGUUUCAUUCUCUUGCCCUUUGGACCCUCAGGCAGUCCCAGCCAGUGAUGGGCAGGGCCUUUUCUCUGCUUUGGAUCGAGGAAUAAAGAGAGCCCAGAGCAAGAGUUAAGGGUCUGGCCCAAGGUCAUGUCUGGGGUCAGAGGCAGAGCCAAGGAAGAACCUGGGGCUGCUGACGCGUUCAGCCUAGCUGGAGGGAGAGGGCAGAGAGGGAUGAGCCCCAUAUCCCUCUGCCAACCUUACCCCUUCCUAAGGAGCCAUCUUUAGUGUGUACACUCCUCACACACACACCCAUGCACCUGCACAGGGAGGCACCCCACGUACACCCAUGAGCUAGGACAGGGAGGUAUGUGUGCAGCCAUGAGCUGUGUAUCUCCCCCUUCUCCCUAGACCUGCCCUUAGGCAGCUUGAAUGGGCCCCCUUCCCACCUUGCCUUACCCUGCGCCCUCUGGCCUGGGAAGACCUAAGCCACACCCUCUUGCCACAUCUCCCACCCUCUCCUCCCAAGGGAGGAGGAGGGGGAGAAGAAUCAUCUCAGGGUGGGUGCUCCAUCCCUGUAUAUGAAGACACACUCCCUGCUCACCUGGUUUUUCCUUGUCUCCGGCAGCCCCUAGCUCCCCUAUGGAGGUCCUGUGACCCUAAGAGCCUGCAGAGAAGUCGUGCCAGAGGACCUGACCUUAGCCUCUCUCCCCUUCCUGCCUUCUGGGCUCUCCACACCUGCCCUGCCCCACUGCAAACACAACCUGGAUCACAAAAUUGGCUGGGUCCAGGGGCUUCUUUCCCAAGUGGGCUGCCCAGUGGGGAAGGUCUAUGCAUUGGGUGCUUACUGUGGGCAAGGGUUGCGCUGAGCUAAGUCUUUUCAAGGGACCAGUUCAUUCUGCCAUUUUAACGAACCUGUGAGGGAGGUGGGGUUUUGUUUUUGUUUUUGUUUUUGUUUUAUCUCAGACUCAGGAGAACUGAGACACAGAAGUGGAGUGACAUGCCUAAGGUCAUCUGACUCUUGGGCAAGUGUUUCCCUCCAGGAAAGGAAAAAGCUGCAGUAUUUUUUUCUCCAAGCAGGAGCACCCAAGGAGCCAGGGAGCUCCCUUUAUCCAAGGAGGUGGCAACCUGCAAGUAUAGUGGAGGGGCCACAGUCUGGAACACUACUGAUGUCAGAAUCAAGUUGGCAGGUUGGCUGACCACAGGCAGUCUCUCAGCCAGGGCCCUCUCAGCAUCAGCAUGAACUCCAGGAUCCCAUCUGCCAGGGGCUGGUUCAGCAGCCGCCCACCCACCUCUGAGCCUGACCUGGAGCCUGCCACAGAUGGGCCAGCUUCUGAGACCACUACCCUCAGCACAGAAGCUGCCAGCUUUAAUGACACCAGAAUCCCUGAUGUGGCUGGUGGCACAGCUGGUGUGGGCACAAUGCUUCUGUCCUUUGGGAUCAUCACAGUGAUUGGCCUGGCUGUGGCCAUGGUUUUAUACAUCAGGAAGAAGAAGAGGCUGGAGAAGCUCCGCCACCAGCUCAUGCCCAUGUACAACUUCGACCCUACGGAAGAACAAGAUGAACUGGAGCAGGAGCUGCUGGAGCACGGGCGGGACGCUGCCUCCAUGCAGGCUGCUGCCUCUAUGCAGGCCAUGCAGGGCAAGACCACUCUCCCCUCUCAGGGCCCACUGCAGAGGCCCAGCCGGCUGGUGUUCACCGACGUAGCCAAUGCCAUCCAUGCAUGAGUGCCCUGGAGACAGGCCUGGACUUCUGAUGAAGACACCUGCCACAGUGCCCAUUGAGCUGCCCACUCCGUGAUUGUUAAGACCUACUCUCAGGACCUGCCCUGCCAAGGCCCAGCUAUUCCCAGGACCCACCUGCUGACUCUCCAGGCUCUAAGAGAGGCCCUGGCCAGGCAGGCUGGACAUCUGGCUACUGAUGUCCCCUGAUCUGAGGGCCCUGGCAUGGAGGGCAUCCCUCAUGUCAGGAAGGUUGAGAGCUAUGCUAGCUUCCUUGUGUCCUCCCCAGACUCCUUACAUCAUGGUCUGCUCCUCUAAUGUAGAGGAAAUGGGAGGGGAAAG